GAUUUGUUUUGCAGCCUUUAGACUUCCUCCUCUGCGUGUUUUCAUAAACAAACCACAUUUUUCCUCCCGCCGGGGCCGCCGCACUCUUACCCUGUCAGCCUGCCAGCAUUGUCGGAUUCCUGCUCCCGUUUUAACGAAGAGGCCCGCAGAGCUUUCGAGAGCUGGUUCGGGUUCAAACAAGAGACGCGGGUAAACGCUGCAACAACCGGAGGCUGUCGGUGUUUGUCUUUAUUGUCCGAGCGGUCAACGCGUGGUCGACUGUUGUCGGAGCGAGCCCACCUGCGCGACCACAUACCUGCCAUAGGCGGAUGGUUUUCAGUUGUCAGUCACAUUGGCCCGCUGCGUAGACUGUGAAGAGCUUCGUUAUUAUCAGACAUGGUAAAGCUGACAAAGGCCAAGACAUUCCAGGCCUACCUGGACUCCUGCCACCGCCGUUACAGCUGUGUGCACUGCCGCGCCCAUCUGGCCAACCAUGACGAUCUUAUCUCCAAGUCUUUUCAAGGCAGUCAGGGCCGAGCCUACCUCUUCAACUCUGUGGUGAACGUCGGCUGUGGUCCUGCAGAAGAGAGGCUGCUGCUCACAGGACUUCAUGCAGUGGCCGACAUCUACUGUGAAAACUGUCACACCACGCUGGGCUGGAAAUAUGAACAAGCCUUUGAACUGAGUCAGAAGUACAAGGAGGGGAAGUACAUCAUCGAGCUGUCCCACAUGAUAAAGGACAACGGCUGGGACUGAGGGAAAUCUUCAUCUUUCUUCAUGACUUUUUCAAAAGUUGCAUCCCCUCGACAUAAAAGGGUUCCAGUGUAGCUUCCUCAUCCCGCGUUCGAGCCAUCACUGUGCCACACUUUUCACUUCGUAUGGCUUUGCCAAGAAUAGCAUGUGAUGCCUUAUCUUUUUCUGUUCUUCGUGUUUUUCCAGCGACCACAACAACACAUUUGCUGAUAUCUCUAUCCUAAUUGCUAGUUGUGCUGGGACAUGGACUGAAUGAGUGCAGGGGUUGUGUGUGUGUGUGAAAGACCGGCAGAUGUAGUCACACAGGCACGUGUGCGUGUUGGAUUUUUAAGCGUGUUCGAGUGAUGAAACCCUUAUCAGUGACCUCUCAACAGCCCCGCUCUGUGGGGGUGAGGCCAGUGCAAGUCAAAUAAUCUGACCUUCUUACACAUCAGAUGCAGGCAUUUGGGUUUUCCCCUUGAGUUUAGGCUAUCUGGCCCAAACUGUGUAAAGUGUUUAGGUGAUUUGUGAGUGAUGCAAGGGUGUGGGGAUGCUUAGAGCAGUGGGAGGGCUUGUUUUUUUAGCAGUGAAAUUCAAGUUUUUAUUAGUAAGAUCAGUAACACUUGGUCAUAUUGUCCCAGAGGCAAUCGUGGUGUUGAAUUACUAAUGUUAAAGCCCACAAAAGUAUCUUGAGAGAAUUUUUAAAUUUGGAGUAUGAGUGUUUUCUGAUUGUAGGUAUACAUUUUAGAGUAUGUGUGUGUGUGUGUGUGUGUGUGUGUGUGUGUGUGUGUGUGUCUAUGCAGUGUGUGCUGAGAUGCCUUAAGCUGGACAGUGUUGAGAAGCAUUAGUCUGGAGUUCACAUCCAGAGUUACCACUGCACAGUUGGGAUAUCUUCACUUUUACUUAAUGCUGAUGAGAUCGAUCCUUUUGUGUUUUGUGUAUAACCUAACACUGAGCUGUCCUUACUGAUAUACUGUAUUUACUCAAUCAUGUUAGAGCAAGGUGUGAUUAGGAUUAUGUAGCAUAUUUAUGGUGAUUUUUAAUGUCUGCUUCUUUCAUUAAAAGUGUAUUAUUUUAACCUGAUCUUUCAUUAAAAUACAGUGUCUGUAA
Molecule: messenger RNA, 1821 nt
Organism: Lates calcarifer (barramundi perch)
Lineage: Eukaryota; Metazoa; Chordata; Actinopteri; Centropomidae
Gene: ypel3
Product: yippee-like 3
Exons: 5
Coding region: 376-735 (119 amino acids)
Source: RefSeq, a predicted model, not a curated record